This is a messenger RNA of Temnothorax curvispinosus, 1321 nucleotides long. Its product is annotated as F-box/LRR-repeat protein 15-like. Gene Ontology annotation, cellular component: SCF ubiquitin ligase complex. The transcript has 2 exons. NCBI's taxonomy places the organism in Eukaryota, Metazoa, Arthropoda, Insecta, Hymenoptera, Formicidae. The record is from RefSeq and is a predicted model, not a curated record. Gene Ontology annotation, biological process: SCF-dependent proteasomal ubiquitin-dependent protein catabolic process. The coding region runs from base 558 to 1295 and encodes 245 amino acids.
UAUCUCUGGAGGUAAUUCGUCAUUCGAAUUGUGCAAAACGUUUAAAACUCUCUUCGGAUGAAUCCAAAGAGCUAUCACGUCGCAAUAUAUCUGAGCUUCCUGUAAAGUAUUCUAAAAAGCCUAUUUUUCAUAAUACUUAUUGCAAUAUUAUCUCGUGUAUUAAAGUUUUAUAUUUUAUCUUUGCAGGAUGAAAUAUUACUAAUGAUAUUAAAAAACUUGGAUCUGAUGACGUUACGUCGCUUGAAUUAUGUAAAUAGACGCUUCAAUGAUUUGAUACGAGACCCACGACUCUAUACACGUUUAAAUAUACACUGUUCACCUUCCGCAGAGUAUUUUGAUAAUUUUCGGCUAAAUAUAGCAACACGCGAUAUGAGCAAUAUAUUUUGUUACUUUAAAUCUAGAUGUAAAUAUUUGCAGCAGUUAGAUCUUACAAAAAGUAUAUUUAGUGUUGAAGAUUUUAACAACUUUCUUGAUAAUUGUGGUAGGCGUUUAACGCACUUAAGAUUAGGAUACUGCCAUUCUAUCCAUAAUCUUGCCCUACUUAAAAUUUCAGAGAUAUGUGUAAAUUUGAAAGGUAUAUAUAUACAUAUAAAGUAUAUGAAACAUGUGAUUGUGUCGGGAUUAUUGGUGAAUUGUAUAUGCCCAACACAUAUCUCUUUUUAGAAUUGAAUCUUGAUUAUUGUCAUGGCAUAGACGACAAAGGAUUUUCGUAUCUCGAGAAAUUAAAUGGUUUGGAACAUUUAAACCUUCGUAAUACAAGUAUAAAAACUGAACGCCUUUACAAAAUACUGCAAAAAAAUCAACGGAUGCGUGAGGUCAAUUUUAAACUUUUAGUCUGUAUGAGAAAUACAGCUUUAAUACAGUUUAUAAAUUUGUGUCCUAACCUGGAAGUAAUACGUUUAGAGAACUUUAUUAAUUAUACAUCGCAGGAUAUUGACGUUUUCGCUGACUGUAAGAAUUUACGAAAAGUAUAUCUUCCCCGAUUUCAAUGUCCAAUUGCUGAUUACUCCAAUCGCUUGCACAGAUUACUUCCUUCCUGGCAACGUCUGGAAUUAUUUGCUUUAUGCUGUAUUGUCCUCACUGAUCACAAUUUGAAAUUAUUAACGCAGUGCAAAAACUUAAAACAGUUACAACUUUAUUGGGUGAAACUUGUUACACCUGAUAAGUGUUUUACCAUUUUGGAACAAUGUCCAAAACUGCAAGAGUUUCGUCUCAUACAUUGUAACAUUAACGAUUGUUUGAUUAACGAAUGGAAGGAAAGAUAUCCGCAUGUGUCCAUCUGUACACUUGAAUGAUGAUUUGAAUAGUUUUGUUAACCUAU